Durusdinium trenchii is the source of this 1329-nucleotide messenger RNA. The record is from the annotation of a GenBank genome assembly. NCBI's taxonomy places the organism in Eukaryota, Dinophyceae, Suessiales, Symbiodiniaceae.
AUGAAUGGCGGGACCUUCACAGCCAAGCCGAAGCCUGGUGGCUCUUUGUUUGCCUCUCUGAGGCAGGGGGAAUUCUGGGCUUUGUGGGCACCACAAUUCGCCGUCUUCCUCUUCCUAUUGUUCUUCUACGCCUUUGGAUUCAUGAAACUGCCGAGCAUUUGCGUGAUCUUAUCCGGCAUCUUCUUCAUGAUCGCCGGUGUGCUCUUCGCUUUCAGGAAAGAAGGCCGCACUUUCCUGCCCACCUCCAUGCUUCUCCCGGUGGCCGUAGCGGCCGGUUCCGUGGGCGGCUUGUACGUCUAUGAUGUGUACGCCAUCUACCCGCAGUUCUACAGCAACGCAAGGGUCUACACGGACGUGCUCGCCUCGCAGUCGGCCGAAGCGGUCGCCGACGCGGGAAAGUUGAUUUUCACCGACGCGGCCUACGUAGAUCGACCUCACUCCGUCUCCUACAUCACGGAACGUGGUUCCGUGUUCUGUGUUGCUCCUGUGCGGGACAGCGGCAAUGCAGUCGAGAUCCAGUACUGGGCUGUGGGCACUGGGUGCUGUUCAGCAUCAGGCGACUUCUGGUGCGAUGACUCCAAAGACUCCAAGGCGAAAGGUGGUAUCGUGAUCUUCGACAACGAGGGCUUCUUCUCUGGUAGCAGCUAUGAUGAGUUUUCCAAGGCCAGCAGGAAAGCUGAAGCCACCUAUCAGCUCCUUUCAGUGCAUCAUCCUCGGUAUCUCCGAUGGGUCAACGAUGAUGAUCUGAACAGGGUGGCCAAUGAGUACAACUUGAAGGCGGGCCUCUCCUUGACCGCUUGCACCAUGGCCUACGCGGUCUUGUCCGGCGGGCCUUUGCGCUUCGACGGCCACGAUCUCCCUACGUCUCUGGCAGGAAAGAUGACCUCCUCGGCACCGGAGCAUGCUUCGUGGUUCGAGCUGCGCCGCGACGGUCGGAGCUUGAAGAGCUCAGACCUGGUGGAAGAGGCGGUCUAUCACUUCGAGUACCUGGGGCCUGAGGUAGCAGAGGCGCAAUCUCAGAUGACGAUGGCCGGUGCCGAGCCAGAGGACCCGGAGCCACUUCCAGCUGCGAGCACGGCUCCAGCUUCCGCGAGCACGGCACGCUGGAGGAUCACCGGAGGUGCCGACAAGGGCGGCAUCAUCGUCCGGCAAAGCGAGUCCUUGAAGUCGCCGGAGCUGGGCCGCGUCUCCACCGGUGCCAUCGUGGAAGAGGUGGCUCGUGUGGGCGAGCGACUCUGCUACAGGUUGGAGGAGGGAAGUGGCCCAGCGAAAGGAUGGGUCAGUAUCCGAGUCUCUGGAAAAGAGCUUGUCGAGAAGAUCGCAAGCUGA